AUGCGGAAACACAGGCUCCGAAGACGCAUUCCCCGCAAUGUGCCACAAGAAGCAAUCCUUGAGGUACAAAGCCGUACCAGCCUAAGUCCAAGGGAAAUUGAGCUCCUUUACUCCAGCAGGUUUCGCCGCGUUGCUCCCAAUGGAAAAAUGGGCUUUUCACAGUUUUGUUCGAUGCUAGGCGUCUUAGCAAUGUUACAAGAAACACAAAUUGCCGGCCGCCUCUUUCAAGCCUUUGACAGGGACCAUAACACCGAGCUAAAUUUCACCGAGUUUGCUGUGGCAUUGGGCACGAUGAUGUGUGGCUCGGAAGACGACAAGCUCGAACUAGCCUUCCGCAUUCUUAACCCCAGCUUCACUGGGACGGGCGCUAGUCUCUCCGACUACGAAUUUGAAUCCAGCGAAGGAGAAGCAGAGAGCAAGACGCUUGAGGAACUACCGGUUUCUCCCAUUGAAUCUGCGAAUGGGGCCCCUUUGACGCCAUGUGACAGUUCCCCCGAUGGAAUGCCCCCAGAUGCAACAGUCGCAGGCAUGGAGUGGAAGACUCAGGCCGUGCAGAUGCAGCAACCGCGUCAGCGUCAUCUUUGUGUACAUGAUGACCACUCCCAGGGGCACUCGCCUCCGUUGCAGCAGAAACGGAAACCUCGCGUGUCGGCGGAAGCUUUUGCGCGUAUUCAGCAUGUGGUGUAUGCCGACAGUGUAUCUACUUCUGACUUUGUGCAGCUAAUAAGAGCAGUGGAGGCGAGCAGGAAAAUUUUAGUAGGGGACGAGGGUCCCCCUAUCCCGCAAUCAGAAAUUGAAGCAGUCUUCCUUCCCCUUACAACCACCCUGCCAGAUGGAAGCAAACGAAUGAUGCAGGCAGACUUUAGAAGAGCUGUUCGAAACAGUCCGUCGUUCCUCGCUCUCCUGGGGGUCGAUAUUGGAGGCGCUGCAGCCGACACUUCAGCUGGUGGACAAGCGGCUAAAGCGUGGGACGAGACCACCGACAUGGAGCGAGUGAAAACAGAGGGCAUCGUACGGAGUCUCAGGGGCAUUCCGAGCCGGCUGUAUAGGAGCACUUCAGAUUCAACAAACACCAUGGAAAAAGUGCUGCAGCAGCCGCAGCAGCUGCAGCAGCACGUCUUUCAGCAGCAACAGCUAAAGCAGCAAUUGCAGCAGCUCGAGUUCUGCAUUGACAACCUCAGAGAAAUAGAAAGGCAGAUUCAGACCCUCAAACAGGCCACUUUUGUAUCAUUUGAGCGACAGCCCGAAGAUAGUAGCCUCCCAGGGAAGAACCUCACAGCAGCAGCCGUAUCGUCACCGCUCAUAGAAAUAACGGAGGCACAAGAGGCAUUGCUCACGCCAAGAGGGACAUCAGCGACACGCACUCACAUGGCAGAUAGGGCAUGCCCUAAGCGUUCAGUUCCGCAUGCGGUUGGAGCUGUCAUGGUUCAGAGUGGUCACGGUUCAGGGUUAAAGGGGUCCACAGUAAGAAUGUAUUCUGAAUGGGCGCGCAGGGGAGGAAGCGACGAAUCACCACGUGGUGCUGCCUUACGCUGGUGCUGCGAGGCUCGUGUUACGGAUCCCAUGUAUGAUAGGCACGACGAGAAUGCACUACGACUCAAGAUGUAUAUCAAUAAGCCCAAAAUUGGUCGACGCAGAGGUAGGCCCUAUACCACAUCUGAUAGUGGUUCUGCUGCAUUUUGCCCUGCUUAUCAAAAGAAGUCCGUUGAAUAUGGAUGCCACGAGGCCGAAGACGACAAAGGGUGCUUUACGCCUCUAAGGGGGAGCCUUACAACUCAACAUCGGAUUGCAGCUAAGGGCGUAGCAAUUUACUUCGGCCAUCAUAGCUGGAACACUGUAAUAAAUGUAAUGCUAGGAAUGAGAUUGGCAGGGGGUCGCGUCGCGAUAGCUCCAGAGCGGUCUCUUAAACCGUAUGACUUCAACUACAAGGAGAAGUUCCGACUUCUCUCUCAAACCCCACACGAAGAUGCAAGCCCCCUUCAUCCUACUACCGUAAGAUUUACAGACUAUGCACCCAUGGUUUUUCGUCGGUUGCGAGAAAUGUUCAAGAUUGACAAGACGAUGUAUAUACACUCUAUCGGGCCCGAGCAGGUCGUGUCGAAUCUGCUGCUAGGGAGUCUUGCCUCUCUCUCUGAGCUUGUCUCAGAGGGAAAAAGUGGGGCCCUAUUCUACUACACAGCCGAUGGCAAAUUUAUUAUAAAAACGGUUUCCCGCGAAUCUGCCCGAGGCCUCCGUCGUUUGCUGCCAGAUUACUUGGAGCAUUUCGUGAAGAACCCCGAGAGUUUGCUUUCCAGAUUCUUGGGGCUACACGCAGUUAAACACACGUUUCCCCGCCAAGGCAGACUCAGUUCUGCAGCAAAUCGCAUGCGCCACAAGACCUACUUUUUAGUGAUGGAAAAUCUCUUUCACACGCCAGUACCCAUACAUCGGAGAUACGACCUCAAGGGAUCCACCUACAAGCGCUCCCUCGCACUAGAUAACCGCGCGGACCCAACGGCUGCUUUGAAGGAUAAUGACCUCGAACGAGAAGGCGAAAAGUUACUGCAGAUUGACAUCGGCCCAGAGCGCGCUGCUCGCCUAGUGGAUUUGUUGCGAAGGGACUCUAAGUUUUUAAUGUCCCACAGCCUUAUGGACUAUUCUCUACUUGUUGGCAUCUACUAUUCGCAUAAGGAAUCCCGUAAGGCAUUAAAUCCAGCUGUAGCUUUUCUACCCUCAUUCAUUACGUACCGUCGGUCAGUCGAUGCGAGACCUCAUCGAUUCCUGCCAAGCUCUUGUUCUCCAUUACCAUUUUGGCGUCGCGACCUUUGCGGUCUCGCAAGCCAUGACGGGCGAAAGUUGUUUUACUUCGGAAUAAUUGACUUCCUCACAAAGUGGGGUUCAUUUAAGCGGAGCGAACAUGCAGUCAAAGCCAUACAGACUUGCGAUGGUGCGGGAAUCUCGUGUGUCAACCCAAGCGUUUACGCCAGCCGUUUUGUAUCGUUUUUGGAGCAGCACAUAGUUUGA
Molecule: messenger RNA, 3003 nt
Organism: Cyclospora cayetanensis
Lineage: Eukaryota; Apicomplexa; Conoidasida; Eucoccidiorida; Eimeriidae
Exons: 20
Coding region: 1-3003 (1000 amino acids)
Biological process (GO): phosphatidylinositol metabolic process
Molecular function (GO): calcium ion binding; phosphatidylinositol kinase activity
Source: RefSeq, a predicted model, not a curated record